Molecule: messenger RNA, 1323 nt
Organism: Malurus melanocephalus (red-backed fairy wren)
Lineage: Eukaryota; Metazoa; Chordata; Aves; Passeriformes; Maluridae
Gene: PRRT1B
Product: proline rich transmembrane protein 1B
Cellular component (GO): membrane
Source: RefSeq, a predicted model, not a curated record
AUGAUUAACCGGCCCCGGCUGCUCUCCCGCCGCCCGCGCGGGGCCACGCGGGGCUCGGGGGCCGCGGCGGGGCCGGAACGGGGCCGAGCCCCGAGCGGCGGCGGUUGGGACCCCGCGGGCACCGGCGCGUCUCCGCGGAUGGACGGUGACCCUCCAGCUGGGCAGGGCCCCACGGCCCGGGCAGCGGAGCAGGAGGGUGGCGGUGGCGGUGGCGCAGCCGGGGCGCUGCCCAUCCCCGGCACCCGCAGCGAUCCCCCCGCGGCCCGUGGGGACAGGGACAGGCCCGUGCUGGUGUCGGCGAUCACCAACUCAGCCUUCGAGGGGGCCCCGCCGCCCUACUCGCCCCCGGACCCCAAGAAUGUUCACGUCCUCUACCCGCCGUUCCCAGCCGGCUUCUCCCAGCAACAGCCCGUCUUUUACCAGCCGGGACCAGGACCGCGGUCCUUCCCAGCCGCGGGAUUCCCUCCCGGRCCCCUGCCCUACAACAUCUACAACGCGCAGCCGGGCGCGGGGCCCUUCCCUGCCAGCCACGGGCAGCAGCUGCCCAAGGACUACAUGGUGGAGUCCGUGCUGGUGACCCUGUUCUGCUGCCUGCUGACCGGGGUCAUGGCCCUYAUCUACUCCCACGAGACCCGGGCUGCGCUCGCCCGCGGGGACGUGGCCCAGGCACACGUGGCAUCCAGAAAAGCGCAGUCACUGGUCCUCUUCAGCCUCCUCUUCGGGCUGUUCGCCUCCAUCAGCUGGAUCAUCUACGUCCUGGUGUCCCUGUACGUGUGACAAGGACCCCGAGCCCCAGGGACACCGUGUGAAGGUGAAGGUGCCACAGCCUUGUGUGGAAACAAACGGGUGACAACAAAGCGUUCUUGGGGCCGAGGGGCGGCGUCUGUCCUUCCUGGGGGUGUGAGGAGCUGCCCUGGAGCCUUUGCCCAUCUGCUGUGCCCUGCGAGGGCAGGAGGAACCCGGAGCAGGGAGGCGCCGGGGCCGUGUCCUGCUGGAGGCAGCUCCGGGCAGGGAGCUGUGUGGGAUCCAGAGUGGGAUCAGCUCUACUGUAGGAUGCUGAAUCCCAUUGCUGUGGGCUGUCCCUUGGARCUGCCAGAGGGGACUCUGGUGCACAGGGAGCAUCUUGUAGGAUUGGGGUUGGGGAGGGAGCAAAAGUAACAGGUGUGUGGGGAGCUCUCACUGGUCACUAAUAAUGUGAGGAGAUCCAAACCCACGGAUGCAGCUCGGUGGUAAUUCUGCACACACAAAUACACACAAACACACACACUGUAUCCACACCUUCUUGCUGCUUCUAGACUGAAAUAAAACAGAGUUGUAGCCAAA